Spirometra erinaceieuropaei is the source of this 26285-nucleotide messenger RNA. NCBI's taxonomy places the organism in Eukaryota, Metazoa, Platyhelminthes, Cestoda, Diphyllobothriidea, Diphyllobothriidae. The record is from the annotation of a GenBank genome assembly.
AUGGACAGAACAGACUACCUUCAAAAGGCCAAAAACCUACUGGAGGAUCGCCAGUUUUAUGUCCCGUGUGAAAACAACCCCGUAAAGACGCUGCCAAGCGAAAUUAAUGCGACAAUGUUGGCACUGGAGAACUCGGGUGCAAUAACACCGACCGACCGACGCAUAGCGAGAGCCCAAGAAACGGCCUUGGCCCGAUUCAACGGUCUCUCAAAGGUGCACAAGGAGGGCGCUCCUCUCCGGACCAUCGUAUCGCUCAAAGGCAUUCCAACGUACGGACUGGCAAAAUGGCUGUUUCGACGCCUCAAAUUUCUGACCGCUAAUUCGGACACCACCAACUGUUCGUCAAUACUAUUCCUGGAGAAGCUUAAAGGAGUAAGUCUCUUGCCAGAUGAGGUCAUGGUAUUUUUCGAUGUCACGUCCCUCUUUACUUCUAUCUCCCAGGAGCUGACAAUCGAGACCGACAAGCUACUCCUACGAAGGAAAUACAAUGAAACGGAGAAUCGUCUCUGACUUGCCCAAGUCCUUCAGCUCCUAAAGUUCUGUCUCAGGACCUACUUUACGUUUGACAAGACAAUCUACGACCAAGUGAAGGGAAAACCAAUGGGCUCGCCGAUUUCGGGAUUCAUCGCCAAGGCGGUCCUACAGAGGUUAGAUUCGCUAGUCUUCCAACAGCACAGACCGAAAUUCUGGGCUCGGUAUGUGGACGAUACCUUCGUCGUCAUCGAAAGGGAUCAGGGGGUAACGUUCAAAUAACGUCUCAACAGCGUCUUCCCGGACAUACAAUUUACGACGGAGGAGGAAGCAAAUAGCCAGCUGGCAUUCCUUGAUGUCCUUGAUUGGGGUGGCCUAAAGACCAAAGUGUUCAGAAAAGCGACGAAAACGACGCAAAUACUGGACUUGAACGGUAACCACCCAAUUAGCCACAAACGCAGUUGCGUAAGAACGCCAUAUCGGCGUGCUGAGACGUAUUGCAGUGAACCGGAAGACAAGGUUACCGAAUCCCAAUAUCUUCGACGGGUUUUUUUCGAGAAAAUGGUUACCCGCGCAACUUCAUCACCCGGUGCAAGCGCAAACGAGAUGAGCGAAAAAAUAGUGCCGACCCCAAAUUCUUGCGAGCGAUCCUGUACAUCAAGAACGUCUCCGAGGCCGUUAGUAGCCUUCUUGCAUCACUUGGGGUUGGAGUUGCACACAGAUCAGAGGCCACCAUAAGGCGUCAGGUGAUGAGAUCAAAAGACUCACUGCCACGGCAAAAAAACAUCUGGAGUCCUUUACUGGAUCUGGUGCAGUUGCGGACGAAGCAACUACAUGGGAGAAACCGGAAGACUGCUCCGGACGCGAAUCGACGAUCACGAGGCAGUGGUAUGAAGGAAUGACGCCAACUCUCAGGUCACGGCCCAUUAGACGAGUCCCUGCCACACAUUCAAGUUCGAUGAGGCCGAAAUUCUCGAGAGGGGAUAAUCGCGUGAGCCGAAGGUUGCCUGAAUCAUGGUUCACGCGACAUCAGUCUAUCAACAAGUGCAACGAAAUCCCCACUCCAUAUUCCGUGCUGAGGCAUAGGCUGGCCAAAGCAAUUGACCACUCGGGGAGAGCGCAAGCCGGUGAGCCAGAGGGCCGAGCAAUCAUCAGGCCAGCAUCUAACACGGGUGAUGAGACUUCAGCAAUUAACAGCUUUCAUGACGGUCAUCAAUCAAUUAGCGCACCAGCGGACAACAAUCCUUGAUGAAUGGGGCACGGUUAUUUGCAAUAGGUAUACGGUAGCAUAGCGACUGCAUCCUAUAAAUACUGCAACUUCCUGUGCACGAGUCACCCUUUUCUGCCACUGUCUCUGAUGAUGGAUUUAAAUGAAAAUCUGAAACGUCAGGCGAAUAAACCCCUUGUUCCAGCGACCGCUUCAUCUUCAGUUCAACCCAUUUUCUUCGCCAGCGACGGAGACCCAGCACCGAAGAUCCAAGAACCACUUCCAUGUCUUGACGAACUGUGUUGAGCCACAUUUUGAGUUGACUCCCUCUUCGAUGCCUCCAAUGGGUCAACGGUGUCGAUCUAGGGCAGUAACCGUUAGCACCUGAGGUGGACGAAGAUGAACAUGCCCAAACCACCACAGUCGUCUUUCUUGGGUGGUCUGGGUUAUCUCUUCUAUGUUGUCGCCGCGAGCACAGUCUGUCCAGUUUGAGACGACGUCAGUGUACUUCACUCAUAGGAUGGUCCGCAAGCAAUGCUGGUCAGAUACCUCCAAUUUUCGCUCGUUCGCCACGCGCACAGCCCAGCAUUCACAACCGUAGAGGAAUGCAGGGCUGUACGCGUGAAAUAUGUCCGAUUACAGUAAUUAUGAUUUAGGGUUGAAGAUGAAUGGCUGAUUGAAGACAGAUAAUAAACCAGAUACGUGUACCUCAGUCUCCCUGAACUAUACCACUGACAAUUCUACGCGAAAAUUCGCAUUGUUUUGAGUCCCACGAUAGAUCCCAUACGCGGAGGCUCGCAGAUCGGAGACCAACGAGCGACCCAGUCUCUAACAUUUAACGCUCGAUAGAAUAUCCUCGUUCCACCCUGGGGUCGAAAUGGAUUUCACUAAUGCCACGUUGAUUGGGUGGCGCGGACAUCAGCCAUAGCACACCGCGUCCGGUUUGACAGGUGUACGCGGCAAAGAACCCGGCCUCAUCUGACCCAGAUGUUGGAGACGCGUUAACCAAUGAACUUACUGUGGGUGGCGGGGUUAGGUCGUCAGACCCGUGCACGGACGGACGGACGCACGCAUCUGCGCGUACCCAUGCCCCAAGGGGGUGUCCGCGAGCACGUCUGCAUUUGCAAGCAUACGUUUUAGGCCUCUCAACAAAUGGACUACCGCAUCGCUGAGACGUGGCUCGAUGAAAGGGACAGUCUUCGCCACCAAGGUCAAAGCCCCACCAAGUAGUUGGCCCGUGGUUAAUAGCCCGACUACUACUGGCCGGGUUCUUGCCGAGAUGACCACAGUACACAGCUUUGAGGGUGCCCACCGGAUGGGUCAGAGACCUGGAGCUCUGAGGGUGGCUCCUGAGAGAGCUGUGGCCUCCUGUAGCAUUAUUUCCUAAGCUAUCUUCAACGCCAACGGUCACCCGAUUCCCCAAAGGCAUCUGAGCGUCGGGCAUUUGCAAGCCGGAUUGAUGUGGACGACUAGAGCACUAUGCUGAUGGCCGUUCCUCACGAAGUGUGAACAACUACUUAUAUCUAAACAUUCUUGACUGUUCCUGAAAUGAUAUGUUCACAUCUGCAAUUAUAAAUGGGUAAGACCAUGGAAGACUGAAAAGUUGAAUGACACGUGCCACUGAAACCGUCAAUUCGGGGACCUAGCAACAUCUCAUUACCAGCUAGCAAAUUCUUCCCGGCAUUUUACGGUUCUUUAUACUGAAAAACUUAGACUACUGCUGAGCCUAUAGCCUUCGGUGUUUUUCCUCUGCAUUUAAACGACCCCACGGAACUCCUGUUCAGCCGAGUAGUUCAGGUAGCAUGAGUCUAGUCUGGUCUUCAUUACCUGUUAAGGGCCGUCUCACAGAACCUGCUCUCGCUAUAGUCAUCGGACGACAUAAAACAGUUAAGGCAUACUUUCCUCCAGAGGUGGGAUCUACGCAACUGCUUUACCUUUAUGCAAGUCAGUUUUUCGUGGCCAGUCAACAGUUCUUCUCUGGGAGAAAAAUGGGAGGAGGGGGGAAGAGGAGGGGUAGGAAGGAGGAGGACGCGAAUCUAAGAAAAAUAAUUCCAUCUCUCGUUCCACGUUAUUAAGACGUGAUAACGUAAGAACUAGUAACGGCUAAUGAGAUCCUACUGCUAGUUUUGGAAUUUUUCAAACGACUGACAUGCUAAAAUGAGUUGUGUUUAUUGACUGAAACGCCCAAAGAAAUCUUUUACAAGUCUGUGAAUAGAUCAUGUGGGGCGAAGUUUGGUUCUGCAGCGCCAAACGAAUGACAGUCAAUGGUUUGCUUCCUAAAACAAUACUAGUUAACAUACCUAACUUCGCUACUCCCUGGAUAAGCAAGAGUAAGAGAGCGCAAUCAGAACUCGAAGCACGCGCAGGGAAGCGAGUGAAGGUGGUGUGUACACAUUCCAGCACCACCACUCGCUGAACUGAGUUGAAAAUGAUGACGCAAUCACAACUGAAAGCCAACGGACGGAAGCGCGUAGCAAUUCGUAGUACAUGGUCACUGUUGUGGAAAUGACAGAGUUCCACACAGUCCGAACAACCCCAUUAGAUCAGGAUAGUAAAGAGGGCGGAAGAUGAGCUCGAAGCACGCGCAGGGAAGCGCGUGUGAACGGAUACCUGAAGUAAUCAAGGCUAGCGUAUAAACAAUCAUUCCCCGUGACAAAGUCACUGGCUGGACUAAAACUGUAGGGAUGAUGCAACUACGGGAUAUUUGUAGAGUCCGAGUAUUUGCAUCCACUAAUUUUUUGGAAAGUUAACUAAAUGGUAUCAGUUAGGUGGGGCUGUAAAACCAAACGUCGACUCCUGUGGGACUACAAAUGUGUAAAGGUGGAUCCAGACAAACUACAACCGGGCAGAACUGAUGAGAUUAUGGUUCUGAGGGGGUCGUUCCUUCAUUUCUGGAUUGCUGACUUCAAAGAGGGAAGCAUAGCACGGACGAAUAAAGGCAGCUGUCAUGUGCCACGUAUACAGCUCUUAGUGAGUUGAGAAUAAAUCCACUGGGGACCAGCAUCUAAAGGUCACCUAGGCGUCAUUAGCACGCUCAUGGUGACCAGCCUCACUGUACAGUGGCAGGCCGUCCGCCUGUACCGUCUGUGUGCCUUAUCCUCCCACUAGCUUGCAGCAAAAGACUGGUUUUAACACCCAGUGCCUAGAAGAGAGAUGCAAAAAGCAGGCACAGACAGCAGCACAAUCAUCCGCAGCAACCUACAGUGCAAUAAAAGCAUUUAAGCAAAUAUCAUAAUUUCUCCAUUUGUCAAGACAGUGACUUUUAACCUGUGAUUAUGUUUUAUGAAAUCGACAGAUCUAUUGGCCGAGGUACCCCUGUGAGUAAAAGGCAUUUUAGGCAUUUAAAAGGAAUGUGCAGACAAUAUACAAGACGAGCGACGUACCCCCAUGUUGGCGGGUCCGCGUUGGACGCGGGGUGUUUAAUGAAGGCGGCGAAGUAAGACAGCUCGUCGCUCGUCCAGAAACUUUAGGUGGGAAAACGUAUGAUUAGGCACGCCUCUAGUUUUAACAAGGGAUUUACAGUACGAUACUUCAUUCGAAGUUACCGGAGAGUAGGUUUCGGCUACUUAUCCUGACUGUAGAAGGUGAAACAGAAAACCAGGAUCAUUAGUGACCGCUAUGCAACCGGGUCAGAUGUGGUUAUGUUGCCGCACCUGAGGUACACAAACCACAGCUGCCUGUAAUUCGGGUCCGGUGGUUUUUCAGUUUAUUUGGUAAGAGAUAAUAGGCAAGGUCUUUGAAAACCCUACUGAUGACAUGUCAGCGCAUUAGGUACAACUGUACGCGAACAAUUAAAACUUUCGCUACUAAAACAGCACUUGAUUUAUUUGAGUAGCAUCGCUUCAAAGGAAAAAUUCCCCGGGGGUCGCAGGACAUAUAGCUCACGUUCCGACUGUCGAGGGAAAACAGAGGAUACAAAUAAUCACCCAACCGCUUUGAAGAAAUGCAGAGACGUCGCCUCCACGCCCGACUGAGGGAGGUCGUUCCGUUUCACCAUUACCGUCUGCGUGAAAAAUUUAGAAAAGGGAUUCAGCCUGGACAUUUUUGUCCGUAGCUUCAUCGAGUGACCACGAAGAUUGGGUGUAAGGUGCGAAUGAAACAUUUCCUCAAGGCCAAGUCCAUGGUCAAAGCCAUGUUAUAUCUUGUGGACAAGGAUAAGAUCACCUCUUUGCUGCCUGUAACACAGACGGCAUAAAUUAAGGGAAGUCAGUCUCUCUUUGUAGGAUUGGCUUUUUAAACCGUUCACCAGCCUUGUUGCACGACGUUGUACUCCUUCAAAGCAUGUUUGGUUCAUUACUAGCCAUGGCCACCACGCUUGUAUGCCAUAUUUUAAAUUGGCCCGGACGAAGGUGACGUAAACUCCUCCAAAGCGGUACUUGCCAAAGGUUACGAACGAUAUUUUGAUUGCAUGGAGCACUCCUAUGGCUUUUAUGCAGCCCUGUUGCAACGCAGUGUUGGUUUCAUGUCGUGCUGUAUCCAAACACCGAGAUCUCUCUGUAAAGUUACUGUGGGAAGCCUAAUGUCUUUAAGGUGAUAUUUCCUCAGGUUCUCAGUUGAAUAACAGUUGUUUGGACGCGGAUGAAGGAUGACACACUUCUACACAUUAAAAUCUAGAAGCCAUUUCUCUGACCACAUUUGCAAUCGGUCCAAAUUGUUUUAAAGCGUUCUCCGGUCAUUUGGACUGCUAAUGACUUGCCAGAACUUAACGUCGUCGGCAAGAAUUAUUUUACCUCAGUCGAGUUCCUGAAGGUUGUCAUUUACAUAAAGGAUAAAAAAGUAAAGGGUCCUAGAACUGUGCCUUGAGACACGCAACUAGUCACGUUCAACCAGUCUGACUUAUUAUCUCCGAUACAGACAUGUUGUUUCCGACCAACCACAAACGCCCUUAUCCAAUUCGGAGGAUCUCCACGGAUGCCCAUGGCGCUCAAUUUGCGAAGAAGGCGUUGGUUCUGGACAGUGUCGAAUACUUUGCGGAAAUCGAUGUACACGAAGUCGACUUCAAAACCCUCCUCUAAAGCCCUAGUCCAGAUCUUCAGACAAGACAGUAGAUUUGAGAGGCAGGAACGUCCUAUCCGGAAAACAUGUUGAAAAUCCUGCAAGAUGCUAUUUUCUUCACAAAAUUUCGGUAUAACACUCUUUACUAGAGUUCCCAUCGUUUUACAUGAGGCCAGUUAAGCUUAUGGGCCUGAAGCUGCUUACUGCAUCCUGCUACCUCCCUCGUGUAUGGGAACGAGGUUAGCUGCUUUCCACUGUGAGGGCAGCCUUCCUGUUUUCAUUGACAGCUCAAAGAGAGUCAAAAGUAGCUUUGACAGUUCUGUUGAUAGCUCCUUAAAUAUCAGCCUAGGAAUCCCGUCGGGUCCAGGAGAAGUAUCUGGUUUUAUUUAACUGAGGAAACGUCUUUCUUCUACGACGGAAAAGGCAACGGUUUAAAUGACGGCAGUAUCUUGGCGCAUUUGAAGUUCCCGUUCGUCUUGGCCCAUUUUAAACUCCCGAUUGUCUUCAAGCGACCCCUCCGUAAAAACCGAUUGAAAAAAGUAAGAUAGUAGUUGCACUUUCUGUGGCCCUUCAACUAAAAAGUAUCCAAGGCCACCAUUUAGACGUGCGAUUUCGGCCUAUGUUGUCUCCUGCUGUGGAUGUACACAUAAAACUUCUUCGGACAUGAAAUGAAUUCUGCUAUCAGUCGGCACUCGAAAGAAGUUCUAGCAAACCUUAUUUAUUUGCGGCAUCCAUUGAUAAUAGGCAUUUAUACAGGCGGGGCCGGGGAGCACACAGGCGACGAGGUCCAGUAUUUAUAUACAACAGGAAGGCUACUGCGAAUGAGCGGUUGCACUUUGAGCAGUUGAGAAAUUGGUGUCCUAACCCCUAACCCCAACCCCUGACCCCUAAAAUUACUGUAUCCAUCAGUUGCGGCUACAUAACCACAUCUUACCCACAACCGCCUGCGAGUGGGCUCUAAAUUGAGCUCCAACAACACCAAUGAGGGACUCCAAGGAGCUGCAUGAGCACCAAUCGGACCAGGUAGAAAUAAAGAAUGGUAAAAAAAUAGUGUUUACACCAAAGAGACCGUCGGGAAUUGCAAGUCACUUAUUAUCAGACAUUUUUUAAAAUUUUAUCGAGCACAUAUGCUGUUCGUUGCUUAAGUACUUAUUUCCUGCUCUCUGCCUCUGUCCACCUAUAUUACGGACUUGCUCGGUCCCCAAAGCAAAGGUCCAAAACCUGUAUAUGUUAUAUCAUUUGUACAUUUCCCAUGAACUCACCAAGUAUUCUUUUUGGGAGUGAACCGACAGCAAAGUCAUGAACUAGUGCGACCGCUCGUGUCUGCCCGCGUCGGCGAUGUUCCAUUUGACGCAGUUAAUGUCUUCGUCAUACUCAUCGCAGGUUAUGGCUCAAAAGACGACUCGCAUCUCACUAGCGCAAUUGCAGGGGAUUAUGUCAGCGUUGGGCUUCCAGAGUUUCUGGCCCACAUACUAAUUUGGGGUUGGUUGUCACUUUGCGGCCUCCCGUCAAACCACGAUACUUGUGGCAACAGAACUGUUUCCAACUAUACAUUCACGCGGUUGUCACCCCUUGCGGGAAUUUCUGCCUCGUCAAAUUUGAAUGUGUGGCGGAACUCGUCGAACGAGCCGCAACUUGAGAGUUAACGUCAUUUCUCCACAGCGCUGCAGCGUAUUCGGCCAUUCUCGUUCGGAGCUGUCUUCGGACUCACACCGGGAUCUACUUGAAUUAUGGUUUACUGGCCCCCAGUCCGUCAGCAAGUGCAAUGACCUUCCCCUUCCAUACUCGGUGCUGAGACUCCGCCUAGGCGGACUAAUUAGCCACGCAUGGAGCGCACAGGUGAACACUUUUCCCAACACCAGGGUCGGUGCGUCAGAUGGUCGAGCAAUCAUCACACCAACAUCCAACGCACGUGAUGAAAUUGCAGCAAUUAGGGACGCGAAUGUCGGCCAUCGAACAGUUCGCACACCAAGUGCGACUAUGACGGAUGAAGGGGGGAGCCGUGAAUGUUCAUACAUAUGCGGUAGUAUGGCGACUGCAUCCUACAAAUACUGCAACCCCUUGUGCAUGAAGCACCCGUAUCGGCUGUUGUCUUUGAUGAUGGGUUCGAGCAGGAAUCCGAAACGUCAGACUAAUAUAGCUCAUGUCCCAGCGAUCGUGCCUCCUUCAAGACUACUUCCUGGGACUCGACUCUUCGCUUCUAUUGACUUGCAGAAUCAGAGUAUCAGACUGCGAAACGUGUGCACACUCAUCCACUUCGCCUCUGACGUCCCAGGAAGUCGGUCUGACACUCCUAGGUCACAUAUAAUAUUCCGUCCGUCAUAACGGUAUUGCAUUUCAGUGUCUCAUAUCCACAUCCCGCUUACUACCGCCAUUCUGAAUAUCCCUGUGGUUUUUAGUUGACAACGGAGAUUAGAACAAACGUUUAUGACGAUGCUGAUCUUCAAACUGACCAACGCGAUUUUAUUGCGAAAACCGUAUGGGUUGCGUUAUUUGUUGCACGGCUGCCGAGAACAGCCUCGUUGGACAGGGACGCAGCGGACUAUUGGAGUUGCGACCACCAAAAACAACCGAUGGGGUUACGAUCGUCAGCAACGGGAUGUUGGAACCUCGUUCGCUUUUUUAAUGCAUCCCUUCAUAAAGGGAAAAAUAACAUGGCUGGAUGCAGGCAGAUGUCGCGUGCAACGUAUAAAACUUCUAGCAAGUUGCAAAUGAAUGAUUCGCCAAACGUCAACACCAAAAACACACUUAUGGCCUCAUUAUCACGCUGAGAGCCAGUCGACAGGUUCCAUGCCGAAACCGCUGUACGUCCUCUACCACUCUAGCACAGGACAGGUCCUAACCCUCAAUGCUUAGAAAAGUGCGUAAAAGACACGGCAACACAACGACAUGGGCACCCGCAGUUGUUUGGCGUGGGGAUAAAAGGAAAUCUUCUGGACUGGAUCCAAGAUUUCUUAAACACUCGAAGACAAAAUUCGCUGCGGGUGGCUACUGCUCAAAAUGGGCACCUGUUAGAAGUGCAGUCCCACAGGGGUCAGUUCUUGAGCGGCUCCUACUCAUUAUCUAUGUAACUGAUCUUGUUCGAGAUAUUUAAUCAAACGAAGCGCACAUUGCAGACGAUCUUAAACUUUCAGAACUGUCUUCCGGUUUUUCUGACGUAGUUGCCUUGUCCGCAACUGCACCAGAUCCGAUAAACGACUCCAGAUGUUUCUAGCCGUGGCAGGGGGUCUUUCGGUUUCAUGACCAGACGCCUGAUGGUUGCCUCCGGUCUGUGUGCCACUCCAACCCCGGCGAUCGUGUCUCUUUCUUCAAGACUACUUCCUGGGACUCGUCUCUUCGCUUCUAUUGGCGAUGCUCUAACUGUUCCUCUCCACGCGUGACGAUCCGCGGCAGCAGAUCUGGACAGUUUAACUAAUUCUCUUCGCCAACGACAGAGACCCAGUAUAGAAGGUCCAAGAACCACCUUCAUGCCUUGAGGAACUGUGUCGAGCCAUAUUUUGAGUUGACGCCCUCUUCGAUGACUCCAAUGGGGCAAUGGUGUCAGAUCUAGGGCAGUAACCGUGAGCUCCUCAGGUGGACGACGAUGGACAUGUCCAAACCGCCUCAGUCGUCUUUCUUGGGUGGUCUGGGUUAUCCUUGCUAUGUUGUCGCAGCGAGCUCGGACUGUCUAAUUUGACACGAAAUCAGUGUACUUCAAUCGAAGGAUGAUCCUCAAGCGGUGGUGCUCUAUAACCCCCAGUUUCCGCUCGUCCUCCACGCGCACAGCCCAGUAUCCACAACCGUAGAGAAGGAGUGCAGGGCUUGACGCGUGAAAUAUGUCCUACAACAGUAAUUAUGACUUAGGGUUGAACAUGAAUGGCUGAUUGAAGACGGCCAAUAUACCAGAUUCGGGCAUCUCAGCCUCCCACAACUACGUCAGUUCUUGCUCUCUGCGAAAAUUCGCAUUGCUUCGGAGUUUCACGAUAGAUUCCACGCGCGGACGCUCGCAGAUGGGAGACCAACGGGCGACCCAGUCGCUAACUCCUAAAGCUCGUUUCACCCUGGCGUCCUCGUGGAUCCCCUAAUGCCACUCGCAUGUGACUUUGAAUGUUCUCGAUGGCAGUCGAAAGGCGUGGGCUCUCAAUUAUUGGAGUGUUUAAUUUGGUACUCAGUAGUCCUCAUGACGUCAAGCUCGCUGACGAAAGCAAGCAGAUAAAUGAUCACGCAAGACACCUCAGUCAGUUUCGCCAACAUUUCUCAAGGUCCAAUUAUUUUGAUAAAUUUCAGCAGGCUUCUCACAGGGAAAAUGUUGCUAUGCCGGCCAGACACUUCCAAGGUCUUACGCCGUCACACAUAGUCGAAAGACACCUAUCAUGCCUCGGAGACAGGCCAAAGGCGGCGUACUAAUUCAUUCAGAGGUCAACUGCAUCCCAAAUGACCGAACAUCACUGAGAUUCUUAAAGGCAGGGCGAUGCUAAGAUCGAAGCGGUGGGAGCACUUCUGCAUCAAAAUAUGAACAGCCAAGCGUAUGCAGAGGACACGCUGCAAGAUAUUUCCUAAACGACUUUACUCGGUUGCUCAUGCAUUUAAGUACAAUCCCGAGCUGAUGAGGAGGGUUGACCUGCCCGAUGCGCAGAACAUAGGUAAUACGCCGAGCAACGUGAACUUCAAAUGUUUGCUUGAACUUCCACACGAGGCAUUCCCCAUGACUUUAGAAGGGACUCCAACUCGUCACUCCUAUGCCAUACGCACGACAUUAUGAUUGACCUACCGGAAAAAAGGCAGUAAUUAGAGAGUAACCUCGCGGCAAGUCAUGGUCAAGGCCCUGUGAAAGACUUCCGUAUUCGAUCGCAGACAAGCUACGCGAGUCAAAACCUUAUCGAGUAGUGGAGACGCACCUGCGACGAAGUUGAGUGGGUGGUGCGGACAUUUGCCCUCAAAACGGGCCACGUGUUAGAUGCGCUGGACCAACACGGGGGCCACACCGGACUCUGGCAGGCGUUAUCUGUGCGCAAUAACAAAUGCCAACAUUUGCGGGGUGCGCUGGCGGACCCUGUUGUCGGCAUUCGUCGCACAACUGGCCCACUGCCACCACCCCACUGUUUUGUGGUCAAAAUCCUGGUCAUUUGUGUGUGGACCAGGGGGUGUGGUGGAACGCCUAGGUGAGGAUCCGUCCGAGCCAUCCACCUGCGACCUCCCCCGUCUCCGGUCUUCUUGACUCUGUCUUGACACUGGGCCCAGGCGGGGGAGGAGGAGGAGAGAGUGUAGAUAGAUGCUACGCAAGUCUACUGGCACUAUAAACCCCUGCGUAAAUCACCGUCCCUGCUCCCACAAUGCAGUCUGAGGGGCACACGGUGUUCAUCGUCGAAAUCGACGGACGAACUGUCGGUGCGGACAUCGGCCCUAGCACACUGCGUCAGUUCGAUAAGUGUAGGCGGUAAGGGACGCGGCCUCGGCAGACACAGAUGUGGAAGACCCGUUAGCCGCCAAGCUUUAUGUGGUUGGAAUAGUUAGGUCUUCAGACCCCAGGUCGGACGGACGCACUCAUCUGCGCAUGCCCGUACCCCGUCCCUAGGGUGUGUCCGCGCGCGCCAGCAUUUUCAUGCAUGUCUUUUAUCCCCCUCUACAAAUGGACAACCGCAUCGUUAAGACGUCGACCGAUGAGGGGGCAGCCUUUACCAAGCCCCACCAGGUGGUUGGACAGUCGGGGUACUGGCCGGGUACUAACCGACACAACCGUAGUACAUGGCUUAUAGUGUACUCGCUUGAUGGAGUCACAUAAUUUCCGGACAUUCUGUAGGUAAAGCAUGGAAGCCUAGAGCUCUGAGCGUGUCGCUGCAGAAAGCUGAGGCCUUUGGUAGCAUUAUUCCAUAAGCCAUCUUCAAUGCCAAUGGUGACCCGAUUCCCCAGUGGCGUCUGAACAUCAGGCAUUUGCAAGCCAGAUUGAGGACGAUUAAAACACUGUACACUAGGCCGUCUCACGGAAUGUGAAUAGCUACUUGAAUCUAAAUAUUUUGCCCUUUUCUUAUAUUAAUGCGGUCAAAUGUACAAUUGAGGACCAGUGAAAACGUGGAAGGCUGAAAAAUUGAAUGACGCGUGCAGUCGAAACCGUCAUGUCAGGAAGUUAUCAGCAUCUUACUACCAGCUGGUAUUUUUUCUAAGUUUGGACGGUCACCUUUUUCUUCGGUGGUUCUAUGAACUGAAGCCUUCACUGCUGCUGAGGCUACAGUCUUAAAUUUUUUACCUCUGCAUUAAGCGGACUUCACGGAACUCCUGCUCAGUCGAGUUCAGGUAUCAAUAGUCUAGACUGAUCUUCACCUUCUUUUAGGAGCGGUCGCACAGAGCCUGUCAUCGCUAUAGUCAUCGGACGAAAUAAAACAGUUGAAGCAUACAUUCUGCAAAAGGUUGGCUCUGCGCAACUGCUUAAGAUUCAUAGGGAUGAUGUUUUUGAAGCCAGUCAACAACUCGCCUAGGGAAGAAAAAUGAAAUAGGACGGAGGGAGGGAGGAGGAGGACGCGAAUCCGAUAGUCAUCUCACCUAUCGAUCCACGUUACCAAGACAAGAUAAUGCAAGAUAAAGUAACACUUAAAAACCCUUACUGCCUGUUUCGGAAGCUUUCGAGCGACUGACAUGCUUAAAUGAGUUGUGUUUAUUGACUGGAACGCCUGACGGAAUGUCUUACAUGUCUGUGAUCUAAUCAUAUGGGUCGGCAGGCGUGGACAGGUGGAUCAAGACAAAUUACAACCGGGCAGAACUGAUGCGGUCAUGUUUCUGAAAGGGUCAUUACUUGAUUUCUGUAUUGCUGACUUCACAGAGCAAAACACAGCAUGGUCGAAUACAGGCAGCUGUCAUGUGCCACGUAUACAGUUCUUAGUGAGUUGAGAAUAAAUCCAUCGGAGACCAGCAUCUAAAAGUCACCAAGGCGUCAUUAGCACGCCCAUGGUGGCCUGCACGACAACGUUGCAGUGGCAGGCUGUCCUUAUGUGCCGGAACCACUGCGUGCCUUAUCCUCCGCCAGUACGCAGCAAAAGACUGGUUUUAGCACUCAAGGCCUGGAAAGGAGAUGUCGAAAGCACCCACAGACCACAGAUCGAAUACAACGACUUGCAGUGCAACAAACCACUAAAGCAACUCUCGGGAUUUCCCUACGCGUGAACACAGUGACUUUCAUCAAUAGUAGUGAAAAUGCGAUUCCCAGAUGACAUAUCAAAAGAAGAGGGGGCGUUCAACAGGAGGGGUUUAUUUGAGGUCGACGUUUCGAGAAAUUGGCAGGAUCCCUGUUGGUAGCCUUCCCGGCUAAUUGCUCUACACAUUGCUUACAAAAAAUUCGCGUCUAGCACACUUCUGCUUCAGUUUCUAACAUACAUGUGACCAUAGUGUCAAUAAAUUAUUAUUUUCGGAAAAUCAGGAACGCCCAACCAAAUCCGGAGCUAGGAUGCAUUCAUCCCGCAGACCGUACUCAGUAUCCACGUUUGUUUUUAUAUCUUUCUUUCAUUUUUCGCCAUAUUUAAUUUUGGCUACGACUUUAGCAGGGGCAUCAAUUCGGGGCAUACACUAUAAACAUCAUUGACGCCUGCACACAAGUGCCCCACCCAAAUAUCCCCCAUUACCACCGGUCCCAUGAGAUAGGGAGCCGGACGAUUUCAGUACUGGGAGUGCUACCAACAGGGAGCCUACCGAGUAGUUUAUUCGUCUACCCAUCUUCAGAGACUGGGAAGUUCCGUACACAGCUCCUCUUAUAAUGGCGCCCUUUGUUCAAUGCGUGAUCCGCCAAUGCCGCCUGUGCGGCUGCAUCCAACCCGCAUGUCACAGUGACCUGAAUCGCUCUUGUCGGCCGCGGACAUGACUGACGGCCCCGAUUGUCCCGCGCCGUGACUGUCCCCCGCUAAGAAGGUUCGUAGAGUCAGAUAGGGGGGAGGCGAAUUGAUGUUGCGGUCGACAGAGCGGUCGAUGGACAUCCAGGCUUCUUGCACUUGCCUUGCUGUGUGAUCGCCGCCCCGGCCCACAAUCUCAACGACGUCAAAGUUGAAGGUAUGUCCCAUUUGCGCGGCAUGGGGUGCUACCUCCGACUUUGGGUCCAAACUUCGCAAGGCCAACUUAUGCUCUUGCAUUUGCGUUUGCAGCCUUCGGCCGGUUUUCCCAACGUAGUUUCACCUUCCGCAGCUGCGUUGAAGUCGGUAGACAACGGCCGUGAUCUCCUGCUUAGGGAUCUGAUCUUUUGGCCGCAUCACUUGCAGGCGGAUUGUUGAGUCAGGCCUGUGGGCAACACCUAUUCCAAGUGGCGCGAGUGAUCGAGUCACGGCUUCGGAGACCCCUUUUAUAUACGGAAUGCUCCGCCACGAGUUUGACUGACUAUGCUCUUCGUUCCGUUUCUUUGGCUGCCUUCGGCUCCGUUCAUUGGAUGUCCGCGGAUAGCCUUUAGCUCUAAAGAGUUCACGGAGGAGCUUUAUCUCGUCCAGUUUGGCGCCUGGCGUGCUGCAAUGAGUUUCCCCCCGUCGGAACAGCGUGCGGACACAGCUUCGUUUGUGUUGUAGCGUGUGGUUGCUGUUGUAGCUGAGCAUUUGCAGCGUGUUCAUCGGUUUUCUGUAGACCAACGUCGCUAGUUCGCCAUUUGGUUGGCGGCAGACGAGAACAUCCAAGAAUGGAAGUUUGUCCCCUACUUCCUCUUCCAUCGUGAACUGUAGAUCGGGAAUGAUUGAGUUCAGUACUUCCGCAUAGUAGUUGAUUUUAUCCUAGUUGAUGAUUACAAAGGUGUCACCAACGUAGCGUGCCUAAAACUUGGGUUUGUACACCUCGAAUAGUCGUCUCUCGAGUUUUCGUAGAACCGCCUCGACAAUGAGGCCGGAGAUUGGUGAACUCAUUGGAGUGUCCUUGAUCUGCUCGUAUGUUCUCCCUCCGAAGGUUAAAAAAUGUCUUGAGAGAGUGCCCCAUGAGUUCCAUGAGAUCCUGGGCUGUGGGCUGGCCAUCGCCCUCGUCGUAAUUUUGACGUAGCAGGUCACUGAGCGUUUCGACCGCAAGGUCCUGUGGUAUGGACGUGAAGAGUGAGACGACGUCAAAAGACAUCAUCCUUUCAUUCGGUUCGAUCGUGACUGCGCUUAUUUUGUCAAGGAAGUGUUCUGCUGGGUGAACCGUUGUUUGUGAGCCUGCAGUUAGGAAUCUUAGCUUCUGAAAUAGCCAGCUUGCAAGCCCAUAUGUGGGUGUGCCUCUGAGUGAGACGAUAGGACGGAGGAGAACAUCUGGCUUGUGUACUUUUGGGAGACCGUAGAAUCUCGCCAUAGUGGUUUCUGCGGGCUUUGCCAUAUACCAGUCUUUGACGGUGAUAAUCUUGUUCUUUUUUAGUUGAGCCAGAAUUCUGUUAAACUUUGCCUUUAGGGACUUUAGACUGGUGACGUCGCUGACUUUAUAGGACCCCCGAUCGUUGAGGAGCAGGAGGGCUAUGUGCCGGUAGUCUACCUUGUCGAGGAUAACGGUUGACCGGCUCCGUCAGCAGGCAGAAUAACUAUUUCGGUGUCCGCUUUCAGCUCCCUUAGGGCCUUUCGUUCACAUCUUAGCAGGGGAUGGGUUCUCCAGUGCGACAUGAGAAGUGAGGAGACUUGAUGUCGAAGGAGGUCCUUUGCCUAGUCUGUGGCGCCGGUUUGGCGAUGCACUGAUUCGAAAGAAGCAAUGAAGGCGACCGAGUCGGCGUCAGUUGUGUUAGAACCAGAUCCACGUUGUAGAACUUUUGUUUCGGUCACAGUAAGUUGUUUUGACGAGAGGUUAUGUACUAUGGUUUGUUCGGUUUCCUGGGCUUGUGCGGUCUGCGGUGCCUUGAACUUUACCGAUAAAUCCGCAUCUCUGUUAGCACGUUUCUUUCGUUCCAAUGCUAGCAAUGUGUUCUCCAAUGUGGCGGCAGUCGAUUCACCACACCGGCGUGUAACAAGCAUCCGGAAGUUUUCAGCACUGUGUGCGUAUUUCUUUAGUCGCAGGUACCAAUCUUGUAUGAGUACCCUUGUCAUUCGCUAACUAUGGCGAACAUCGUUUGUUUAGCCAAUUUCGUGUUGACUGGAGAGUUGUAGGAGAGGUAUUUUGGCAUAACAGUUGGCAAGGCAUCUGUGAAGGAAAUGGAGCUGUGCAUAGGUCGAGGCCUGUCGAAGGACAAUUUUUUCCCAACAAGGAGCCAGUUGAAGCGCUUCGCGCCCGUAAUUCACAUCAAUAAUAGUGAAAAUGCGAUUCCCAGAUGGCAUAUGAAAAGAAGAGGGGACGCGUUCACCGCGAAUGCACGAGCAUAAGUUGGCCGUGCGAAGGUUGGACCCAAAGUCGGAGGUAGCACCCCAUGCCGCGCAAAUGGGACAUACCUUCAACUUUGACGUCGUUGAGAUUGUGGGCCGGGGCGGCGAUCACACAGCAAGGCAAGUGCAAGAAGCCUGGAUGUCCAUCGACCGCUCUGUCGACCGCAACAUCAAUUCGCCUCCCCCCUAUCUGACUCUACGAACCUUCUUAGCGGGGGACAGUCACGGCGCGGGACAAUCGGGGCCGUCAGUCAUGUCCGCGGCCGACAAGAGCGAUUCAGGUCACUGUGACAUGCGGGUUGGAUGCAGCCGCACAGGCGGCAUUGGCGGAUCACGCAUUGAACAAAGGGCGCCAUUAUAAGAGGAGCUGUGUACAGAACUUCCCAGUCUCUGAAGAUGGGAAGACGAAUAAACUACUCGAAACGCCGGACCUCAAAUAAACCCCUCCCGCUGAACGCCGCCUCUUCUUUUGACAGUGACUUUCAAUCUGUGAUUGCAUACCUGGGCGGGCUUUUGAAUUUGAGCCGCCAUUUUUGUAGCUCUCCAUUCGCGUGUGGAUUUUUACUUAUUGUAAAUUAUUGUGCCUUUUCUCUUCGAUAUAUUGAAUUGUUUUGCAUCCUUUGUUUGUCUGAGCUAAGAUUAUGAGGUCGUCUCUACAGUACGCUAGCACCCUUUUGAACGGAAUUAAAUUGUCAAUUUCACUUACGAACGACCAUGAUGCAAACUGUUGUACUUUACGACCAAUAUGUCGUAUUUGUGAUCGUUCUGUGUUGACUUUAUCAAAUAUUCGUCAACAACGGCCUAUGCAUCGGAGAAAACACCGUUGUAGCUGGCAAUUCGCAUUCAAACGUCAGCCGAAUCACAAAUUGUCAAUUCCUGCCUUCUUGUCGACAAACUGUCGUUCUAUUUUCAACAAAACCCAUGAUUUGGAGCUACUUUUGUCGAAAAAAGAACACAGCAAAACUGAAGUUGUUUGCCUUCAAGAGACGUGGCUUAAUAGUGACAUUGAUUCUCAGCUUAUUACUCCCCCAUCCUUUUACUGCUUUCGAACAGAUAGAAAAUCUUUAUCUUGUGGCAGAGGUGGGGGCGUUGCCAUUUUUGUUAAUCAAAAUUGGUGUAGAGACUGUAAGUCCCUUUUUUCUUACUCUGAUGAUUUAAUAGAUGUAAUCGCUGUUUUAUGUAAGCCCCGUUUGUUAAGUAAUUUUAAAGGCAUCAUAUUUGUUAGUAUUUACAUUCCCCCCUCUUCCUGUGAAGGCGCAUUAACCCGUUUUUUCGACUUCCUCUCACAAAACUUGCUAUAUUAUCCUGCGACUAUCUUACUCUCUUAUGCGGUGAUUUUAAUCGCGUGAAUUUACGUCCCCUUACACUUUUAGGUUUCGAUGAUCUUGUCUCCUUUAAUACUCGCGCAGAUGCCCCUCUUGAUUAUAUUCUGACUAACCAUAGCAAGCUUUUUUGCGUAAAAAACAGGGCUCCAUUGUCAGGUUCUGACCAUUCCACUUUAUUGUGCCUUCCAAAAAUCUAUUCCACUUCAAAACGUGCACUGCUUGCCAAGCCUGAGAGAAAGGUUAAGGUUCGUAACACGUCCGCCCAAAACAUUCUCAUGCUUCAGACUUGCAUUUCUCUUACUAUCCCCACUUUCCUUGAAAAUUCUAAUGUUUAAUCCUGUUCUUCCAACCUGACAGCGUUUUUAAAGGAAAUUUUCGAUAUUUGCUGCCCUUUUGAUACUGUUAUGGUACGACCGGAUAGAAUUUCUUCCCCCUAUCUGAAAUCGUUAAGACGUAAAAAAGAACUCCUUUACAAGCUAGGCUUACGUGAUAACCUUAAGGACGUUACCGUCUUAAUAAAAACAGAGAUUGACUGACUAAAUAGCCUGUUUGUCAGCCAACUUUUUUCCUCUUCUUACUCCCCCCCUUUCCCCCCUUCCUCAGCUGAGAUUUGGAAAAAUCUUAAGCGUCUCACUUGUCAUCGCAACACGCUGGUGCAUGUGGAUGCAGAUUUAGACUCCCUAAAUAAAAAUUUUAUAUUUAGUCACAAUGACUCCCAUCUUCCCUUAGAAGACAUUCCCCUAUCACCGAGUACAUUCCAACCCAUGUCUUUGGCAAUAGUAGAGAAACACCUUAAAAAGGUCCGUGGAUCAACAGCUGCCGGACCGGAUGGUGUCUCGCCUUUUCUUCUUAAAUCUUGCAGUUCUCAGAUAGCCCCUAUUUUAACGCACCUAAUCAAUAUGUCUUUCAUGGUGUCCAAGAUUCCCGACGCCUGGCGUACAGUGAGAAUCACUCCCAUCCCUAAAAAGCCUGCUAAAUUUGGUCCUAAAUCUUUUCGCCCAAUUGCCUGCUCCUCUGCAAUACUAAAGCUUGCUGAAAGAAUUGCCAUAGAUAUCAUAAAGCCUUUUUCUUCCAGUUUUUCCGACCCCUUACAAUUUGCAUACAAAGCUAAACGGAGUACUUUAGAUGCUGUCGCUCUUGUGGUCCACUCUGCUCUAAAAGAAUUAGACAAGGGUUGCCGCGAGUAUGCGUGCGCUUUUCUUGAUUACUCCUCCGCCUUCAAUACCGUCCCGCGUCCUCUUCUCCUUUCCAAAACCUCCGCAUGUGGCUCUCCAGGCUGGGUCGUCUCUUGGCUGAGCGAUUAUUUUAGCUUCCGCACCCAAUUUGUCCAAUCUGGCAAGCGAAAAUCUUCGACCCUUCCCAAUGACUGCGGUGUUCUUCAAGGUUCCAUUCUAUCCCCUCACCUUUUCUCCCUCCACACUGAUGAUCUCAGGUCCCCUAAUGACUGUCUUCUGGUCAAGUAUGCUGACGAUGUGGUUGUUGGACACCCUCUCAAAAGUCAGACACACCUCCGGUCUCUAAAGGAUGGCCUAAACCAUUUCCUAGCGUGGUCGGAGGAAAAUGGUCUCCUAAUUAACAACCAAAAAUCCGUUCAGUGUAUUUUUCGACUGCGGCCCUCUCCUAACCCUGAUUCCUCUGACAUUCUUCCUAAUGAGGUAUCCUCUUUCAGGUAUCUCGGCGUUACUUUGUCCUCAAAUCUUUCUUUUUCCCUCCAUAUUGAGUCCCUAUUUAUUAAAGUUCGUAAACUCCUUUACUACAUUCGUCGUUUGCGUUCCUACUACACACCUCAACCCUUAGUCUGGCGAUUCAUUGAUGCCUGCAUUCUUCCUCUUAUCCUAUACUGUUCUCCUGUCGUUUUUCCUGCUUUGUUAAAAAAGGAUCUUUUAAUUUUGAAACGAAUCCUCCGCAUGCUCUCUUCUGCUGCUGGCGUUUCUUAUAUUUUUUUAGUUGACACAAUCUUACAACGACACUUCAAUGCGGUCAAGCAAUUUGCUGGUCGGAUUCUAGAUGACGUUGCCCAUCCCCUAAAUUCCGAUCUUAUGGCUGCCAAGUCUUCCCGCCCGAUGCGCCGCAACUUCCGCCUUAUACCCUGUCGCACAUCGGCUUAUCGAGCCUCUGUAUUACCAUUCCUAGCGCGCUAUCUUACGUGCGAAGAGACAGAAAUACAGAAGCUCAGACUUGAACUAUCCCCAUAAUAAUCUUUUCUUUGACUGUUGAAUAAUCUCUUAACUUAUUUACUACCCACAGUGAAUGGAGCCCAUUUUUUGCUGAAAAUUUUGAACUUACGAUUUCAAAAUAAAGCGCAUUUCCUCCUCCUCCUCCUCCUCCUCCUCCUCCUCCGUAUAAGAUUGACAGAUCUAUCGGUGAAGUUGCCUUGUGGGUAAAAGGCAUUUUAGGUCUUUUAGGCAAUCAAAAGGAAUGCUCAAAUAAAAUACAAGGCGGAUAACGUACCCCGAUGCUGUUGGGUCGGAAUUGGACGCGUGGUGUUGAGUGAAGGCCGUGAAUUUAGCGUUCACGUCGCUCCUCCAGGAACUUAAGGUGGGAAGGCGUAUGAUAAACAUGCAUGAGUUGUCGAUUAAGAAAACGCCUAUAGUUUGAACAAGGGAUUUACAAUAAGAUACUUAAUUCGAAGUUACCGGAGACUUGUUUUCGGUCACUUACCCUGACUGCGGCAGUUGGUAUAGGCAUUUCAGAUCACAAACGGUCGCUAUGCAUCUGACUGAAUUAAGCUCCAAGAAGCACUAAUGAGGAGCUCAAAGGUGCUCCAUGGGCAUCAACCCAACCAAAUGGGAGUAACUAAAGGUAAUAAAGUUGAAUGAUUUCAAUAAAGUGACCGUCGGGAAACGCAAACCCUUUGCUGUCAGAAAUUUUAAAAAUAUUAUCGAGCACAAUUGCUGUCCGUUACCAAAUUAUUUAUUUCCUGCUCUGGGCCCCUGUCCACCUAUAAUAUUAUUGACUUGCUCGGUCCCGAAUCAGACGACCAAACUUGCGUAUGUCAUAUCAUCUGCCCAUUUGCCAAGAACCCACUUAGCCUUUUUUUGGAGUGAAUCGACAGCAGGGGCCUGAAGUGGUGUGACCGCUCGUGUUUGUCCGUUACUUUUAGCGUAGUUCAUACCUUCGUCAUACCCAUUCCUAAAGACGGCCAAGUUGUCAGUGGACCAGUCGGUGAUAUUUGGAAAUGCCUUAUAAAGAUGAAUACGUCUGAAAGUCUUGUUCAAGCACAGAGACGAUAUAUGUGGGCACACAGCAACCAUCCGCUACAAAGGGAUUACUAUCGCAGGCGUACGUAUCAAUUUUCGUCUGGGUACGCGAUUAAAGAGGUUCACGUCAACUUAAGUGGCAUAUGUUUGUGACACCUGAAUGAUUUCUAACUUAACAAUUUCAUUUAUCACGACCACUGAAUACAGACCUUUUUGGCUUUUUGAUCGAUUUUUGGGGCGGGAAUGAGAUUUACGUCCGACGACAACCAAAUGCUGUUCUCGUUGAGUAUGUUUCGGUGUGUCAACACCCAGUUAUAAGUCGGAAAGACAGAAACGUCCCACAGAAAGGUUGGUUAAAAACUUUUAGAAGGGAGCCCAGAUGGGAAGACCUGUUCAGCACGUCCGCUGACAGUCCCCGAUGGUCUCGUUCAAGACAAAGAUAAGAUUGCUGCGCGAACACCAGCAGGCUUGAUACCUAUUUCGGUGUCAUUUGUCCCAUACGAAAAUUCAGCUGUGUCUAUUUGCGAGGCUUGUAAGCAUUGUGUCAACAGGCCUUAUUUCCAGGCUCUUCAGGCAAUGGGUGCGCAGCCCCACUGAACUUCCUUGACUAGCCAAACACUUGAACACAGGGAAUAUGGGGUCCGUAACAGUUGAUCUACUUGUGGAUUGUCCAACGCAUUCGCGGUUUAGGCAGCUUUCGACGAAGUCCCCGUGUCUUAUACGUCGAACCUUGAGUUUGAAGAACAGGCACUCACACAUCGUGCAGCGUUUAUGCCUUCAGACGUUGCUGCAUGCCAACCUGGCAAGGAAUUUAUCUGGAAAAGGAUUUACAGGUUGUAGUGUUGUUAUGGCACGACGAAUGUUGCCUGCCAUUCAGCAAGUCUUCACUCGUCGCAAUCAUAUAUGAUCUUGGGGCAUGACGUUGGGGUGCGUCGGAAGGUAGGUAACUGAAGACGCCUGUCUUUGAACCCAGGUGCUACCGGAAGCCAUCCCUCCAUCAGAGUGUCCGUACAACCACUAUAUACCGGGUCACAUCUUACCCGAGUUUCCGAUGACCCGAAUUCUGGCUGUAGUUUGCUGAGGAAUAAUGCCUCCGGGAGGAAUGUAACGACCGAUUGUUUUAAACGGACCUUUUUUACUUCCCGCCCUCCCUUUCAGAGUUGGGUCACGUGGAUUCAAGCUGACACCUGUCGACGCGCCAUCCGCUAAGUCCCGUUUUUCUUCUUAUCGUAUUCGUAACUCUGGACUGCCCUUCCGUUUUCCGUCCCGUUUAUUUAACAGUUAACCAACCUUUUUCCGUAUUUUGCAUUUUGUCGAUCCAUAGUAUUAAGCUGUAUUCCCAUAUUCGUUUGGUAACCCGUAUCUACUAUUUUUGUCCUUAUAACAGACCGCGUUAAUCUUAUUUUUCUAUCGUUCCGCUCACCUUUUAUCAAUAAACUUUUAUAUCCAGUUAAUAGUCGCCGUUAUGUCUACUGCGCCUCUUUCAUUUGUUAGUAUGUAUGAGGGAGUAAUUCAACUUUUAGAGGAGCUUUCCUUGACUACCGAUACGAAAGACCACAAACCACCCUAUUCAAUCUCAGGCCACUUUGAAUCUCCCAGAGCCCCUCCCUACUCGGCCGCUACAAUCGUGGCAGCUACUUCGCCCACGAACCCUUUCGUUGAUCCACCCUUUCCCCACCCUCCAACAGUAGCCGCUCCCACCGACCGUCUAUACACAUCAGCGCCUAGCCCCCUGUUAGCCCCAGACGCCUGCGAACCCGGGCACAACAUUCGCGAUUGACUGUGUGACUUGGAUGUUUUCCUGACUGACGUCCCACCCCACCAACAUACUUGCUUCUUACUACGGUUCCUUUCCCCUUCCGCCAGACGACGCGCUUUCGAUGCCGGCCUAACACCACCUACCCCGCUCCCCGUCGCUUGCCGUUGCGUCGCGCAACUGCUCGACACCCCUGACGCGCCUGGCAUCGCGGCAGAGCGAUUUGCCAAGUUACGCCAGGCCCCCCGGCAAUCUGUUGACGACUUUGCAACGGAACUCACCCGACUUGCCUCCGCGGCUUUCCCCAACUUACCACACCCCGAUCGGGACGACCUUAUCCUCCACCGUUUCAUUUCAGGCCUCUUGGAUCGCACGAUCACCGACUCCUUCUUCCUCCACCCCCCGCGUACUUUGAACAACGCCUUGCGGCAGUGCCGCCUGUAUCUUACAUAUCACCGAAUCCACCAACCCCCUCCGAGACCCGCGUUACCCCCAGCCCGACCGGAGCCCCAAGAACCAGAUAGACGGAACCCUUUGCCGGUCCGCUUCCCUGAUCACAACCCUGGCUGCCAGUACUGCGCGGCUUAUGGACCACGAGUUCGCCACUGUGCCCACAACCCACCUUGUGAGUCACCCCAUUGACGCUAUUUACUUUCAUGGUUUGUCUUAUGUCCCCGCUUUUACUGUGCAGGUACGUGUGGAUAGUCACCCUACUCGGACGUUAGUAGAUACGGGCGCAAAUGUGUCACUUGUCACCAUUCACAAGCUGCCCAAUCGCCUACUGCGUCACGUGGACCCACUUCCGGCCCCCGAUCCCUCCGCGCCGCCAACGGCACUGCGAUACCCGUCUCGGCCACUGUUUCGCUACAACUUAUGAUCGGAAACACACAGAUCUCCCAUAGGUUUCUAGUUACCCCUGAUGGUCCCUGGCCUCUCGUUCUCGGUCUUGAUUUCCUAGACGCCCACGAUUGCGUAGUCCAUGUUUGCGAACGACAACUCACACUCGGCCGGAACACCACCGCGCCCGCCCCUCCAGCCAUUAUAGACGACCUCGACAUUAUGUACAACUCAGUACUUUCCGCCGUAGCGCUAGAGCCCACCCCCUUAGAUAAAGUUCUUCCCGCCCCCUCCCUAAUCGGUCCGGUCGCGCACGAACAGCUUAAGACCCUCCUGAACUCCUUCCCAGACCUUUUCGCCUGGUCCACCGACAGCAUUGGGCGCACCCACUUGAUUCAGCACACGAUCGACACGGGAGACGCCAAACCCGUGUGGCAACCCCCGCGCCGCAUCCCAUUGCGCUACCGUGAAGAAGUUAACAAGUUGUUAGAUGAACUACUGCAGGCUAAAAUAAUCCAGCCUUCGUCGUCCCCAUGGGCUUCUCCCAUCGCCCUCGUCCCCAAGAAGGGUGGAUCCGUUCGGCUGUGUUGAUUACCGUCGCCUUAACGCAGUGACAGUUCGUGAUUCCUUUCCGCUCCCGCGGUUAGACGACACCCUAGACGCCUAAGGAAAUGCGGCAUGGUUCUCAACACUAGACCUCAAAUCCGGUUAUUGGCAGGUUGAGAUAAAAACCGCAUUCACGGUACCCCAAGGUCUGUAUGAGUUCCAGACCCUUCCGUUUGGCCUGUGCAAUGCAGCCGCCACAUUCCAACGUCUUAUGUAACGCGUCCUACAACCCCUCAUACCGCACAAGUGUCUCGUCUACCUCGAUGACAUUAUAGUGUUUGGGAGGUCUAUAGACGAACACAACCACAAUUUGCGCGCGGUAUUGGAAGCCCUCCGCUCCGCUGGUCUGACCCUUAACCCCACUAAGUGCCUUUUUUUACGCCGUGAGGUAAAUUUUUGGGUCACUUAAUCUCCCCCGGGCGCAUCUCUCCCCUCCCUGACCGCAUCCAAUGUAUCCGCACGUGGCCAACCCCCUCCAACCAAACGGAAUUACGCAGUUUCUUGGGGUUAGCGUCAUAUCACCGCCGUUUUAUCCGUGGUUUUGCUCAUAUUGCCAACCCCCUGCACAAACUCACGGAGAAAGGCAGACCCUUUGCACGUGCUUUCACCGACCUCCGCGCCGCCCUGUGCUCGGCUCCCCUACUUGCCCUCCCAAACGUUGACGAAGACGUACCCCCAUUCACAUUAGAAACCGAUGCCAGUGGGUACGCCAUCGGCGCCGUACUCUCCCAAGACGAUGCGAAUGGAGUAGAACACCCGAUCUGCUUCGCAAGCAAUACCCUCACUAAACCACAGAGGAAUUAUUGUACCUUCCGCCGCGAACUCCUGGCGAUCGUUGUGUUCCUACGUCAAUUCAAGCACCUGCUAGUCAGACGACGUUUCGUUCUCCGCACAGAUCACAGAGCCCUGCAGUGGCUGCGGACCUUCAAGGACCCCAUGGACCAGCUGGCAAGCUGGCAGGAGUUCCUGCAGGAUUUUGACUUUGAAUGCCAGUACCGCCCGGGCCACAAGCAUGGCAACGCAGAUGCCUUUUCCCGCUUUCCCCACGUCACUGACGCAGACCCCGAUGUACAGAGAGCCGGCGUUAACGCUAUUGUUGUGUCGGAGCCUACACGCCACGAAUGGGUAACAGCGCAAACAACGGACCCUGACACGGCCACUAUUUACCGCCAUAUGAGUCUAGGGCUGCCCAAACCUGCCGAGCGGGAAAUGAGAGGUGCCAGCCAGAACGCCCGCCUGCUGCUCAACCAAUGGCCCUACCUCACCAUAGAGAAUGACAUAUUGUUUCUCCGUGACCCCGCUUCCAACCGGCUACAACCCGUCGUUCCUGGAUGCUUGGUAGACUCCGUACUGACUGACCUCCACACACAGCUCGGGCACAGCGGCCAACGCCGCACAGAACUCGCUGCCCGCAGCCGUUCCUGGUGGCCUCAACUACGUUCGGCCGUACAACGCUUCUGUCAGUUCUGCGCCAGAUGCGCUACAUUAAAACCCCCAUCCCCCUCACCUCGUGCCGCGCUGCAACCUAUGACUACGGGCUUCCCAGGAGAGCGUGUCGGCCUGGACAUCGUAGGACCCUUUCCGAUAACGGUGCGCGGGUUUGAGUACGUAUUAGUCAUGGUGGACUAUUUCACCAAGUGA